Schistosoma spindalis is the source of this 2804-nucleotide messenger RNA. The record is from the annotation of a GenBank genome assembly. NCBI's taxonomy places the organism in Eukaryota, Metazoa, Platyhelminthes, Trematoda, Strigeidida, Schistosomatidae.
AGUCGAAGGUCUUGGCGGGGAUUUAUAGGAUAAGAAACUGGCUAUCAUCGUUUGUUUCCAUUACGAAAUAUUUAUUCACAUACGCUCCCCCAUAUAUAUACACAUAAACCAUACUUUCUGGCUAGACUCUAGUCGCUACAUACAUAUAUAAUAAGCUCUUGAAUUCGUGAUUGUACACCACUUGUUGAUUGCUUCCUGCGUUAAAUGUGUAAAAGGGAUGGAUGACUCUCAACGUUUAUCGUCAUCUAAAUAUAUAGUAGCGGAAAAGUGGAGACUUGUACGGAAAAUCGGAAGUGGAUCAUUUGGUUCCAUAUUUUUGGGGGUUAACAUCGUUACGGGAGAGGAAGUAGCAAUAAAAAUGGAGCGUGUCCGCACACGACAUUGUCAACUGUAUUUUGAAAGUAAAGUGUAUCGAGUACUGCGAGAAACUCCAGGAAUACCUCGUAUUCAGUUUUAUGGACUUGACGGCGUUAGAAAUCUAUAUCAUGCUAUGGUAAUAGAACUUUUAGGACCUAGUUUGGAGGAUCUUUUUACGUUUUGUGGGCGCAGAUUCACAAUGAAAACUGUUUUGAUGUUAGCUGAUCAAAUGUUAUGGAGACUUGAUUUUAUACAUGCAAAGGGCUUCAUCCAUCGAGAUAUAAAGCCAGAUAAUUUUUUAAUGGGUAUUGGUCGUCAGUGCAACAGAGUUUUUAUAAUUGAUUUUGGUCUGGCCAAAAAGUUUCGAGAUCAUAGAACACGUCGUCAUAUCUCAUAUAGAGACGAUAAAUCUCUUAUCGGUACAGCGCGGUAUGCUAGUCUUAAUUCCCACGCUGGUAUUGAACAAUCUCGAAGAGAUGAUAUGGAAUCUCUUGGUUACGUUUUAAUGUAUUUCCUCCGUGGUAGUCUACCAUGGCAAGGACUACAAGCUGGCAACAAACCACAGAAAUAUGAACGAAUUCAUGAAAAGAAAGCUAGCACACCAAUUGAUGUUCUGUGCCGUGGUUAUCCUUCAGAGUUUCUUGUUUAUCUGAGUCAUUGUCGUGCUUUGCAGUUCGAAGAAACACCGAAUUAUGGUUUCCUGCGGAAUAAUUUUCGUAAUCUCUUCCGAUCUUUAUCAUUUGUCUGGGAUUAUGUGUUUGAUUGGACAUUGUUACGUCAAAAAGCGUCUGCAAUUGAACACCACCAACAACAUCAACAGCAACAACAAUCAUAUCCGCUUUCACAGUUUACUUCUGGUAAUGAAGGUUGCGAUCAUCGUGCUCCUACUACAGAAGCACUCGGCACAAGAGGAACUGGGACAUCCGGUGGAAUUAUUCCCCCUGGUCAGACAACCAGCACAAAUGCUGCUGCUGCUACAUCGGUAAAGGAGUAGUAUAUACAUACAUAUAUACAUAUGUAUAUAAGAUCUCGUUACAUACAUAAUAUUUCACGUUUGAGUUCACCAGAGUUGACAGUGCUUACAAUUUUGUUUUAUCUUUUUAUUUUCAAAAGAUGAGGAAGAAGAGUUAUGCCUUCCGUUUCAUUUACUUUCAUUCUAUAAACUAAUAUUAUUAUCUGUUUGUUAUUUAUGUACGUUUUUGGUGGGAUCUCGUUUAUAGUAUUCCUAAUACAGCAGCAGCUUCAUCAUUAUUAUCAAUUUCUAUUUUAUUCACUUAUGUGUUUUGCGUACACAUUGAUUAACAAUCAAUCGACUGUCAUUUUUGUAUACUUUAAAAAUUAUAAUCCCUAAAUAUUAUCUUCAAAUUGAUAAUAAUAAUAAUUAUAAAUGUAAUAGUUGUCAAUUCUAGAAGGAUUUAUCACUUUUUCCAUCAACUACAUAAAUGUUGGAUCUAAUUGUUUCCUUUUAAAUGGCUAACAUUCCAUAUCUUUUCUCUGCAUGUUAUAAUUAAAUAGGAUACCGACCCUAAGUAUACACGUAUGCAUGUCUGUAUUUGCCUGUUUGUAGGUUUUAGGUAUGCGCUUACUAGAUUAUUCACGGCCAUGCGUAUACCAUAUUAACUGCUAUCAGGAGUUAAUUUGUAUUCACUGAUUUUGCUGUAUUAUUUCCUAAUAAAAACUGUUAUACUGUGACGUGUUGUAUUUUGUGCCUGAUCUAACAAGUCCUCUUUGGUUUGAUUUUUAAUCCUUUCUAAGUGACGUAUUCAAGUGUUACCUUAAUUUUAAAAUUCUUGAUAUGCUAUAUUUUCUUAAUGUGAUCACACUAGUAAUCUGUUUUUAUUCUUCCCUUUUUGUAUAGUUUGUUGUUGUUCUUAUUGUUGUCCAUCGACUUUUUGAUUGUUUUCUAUUAGUUUUCUUGGUUUUGAAUAAAUUGGUAGUUUUUUUUAAUAAGUAUUAUCAUUUCUCACUUUGUAUCAACUAUUUGAAUAAGAGGAAAUCCCUGAUACUGAUGUGCUUCAUUUAUCCUCUCCACACUUAUUGUUUCGCUACGGUGUUGUGCAUACAUACUGUCAUAGUGUCUUUGUACAAAAUGACUCAGUAUUUAUUUUUAUUGUAGGCAGAAUUUUUAACCUCUAUUUCAAACAGCUUUUACGUAGAUAAGUUUUGUUUUGUUCAGCGAUGCUGAAGUAUGAUUGAAUGUCUUUGUAUAUCAGUCGGUGUAUAACGUAUAUGUUUAUUACUUGUUCGUUUUCUUCUUACAAAGGCAUUUGUAUUUUCACAUCGAAAAGAAUAUAACUAACUAACAAUGUAUUUAUGUUUAAUUUUUUUCCUAUAUUUGUUUGAUUAUCAUCAGUCACAUACAGUGGUAUAGUCCCUAUUAUUAUUAUUAUUAUUAUUAUUAUUGUUAUUAUUAUUAUUAUUAUUAUUAUUAUUAUUAUUAUCUUAUU